AUGUUCGGACCCUUUUCCAACAAUACAGAGGACAAAACCAAGUUUAAGUCAUGGGAGCCAAAAAUAACAGCUUAUAGGAAGGCUCUUGAAGAUGGACUUCCAGCCGACUAUAAGCUUUCAGAUGAUCUCUUACCAAAAGAUUUAGAUUCUGGUGUCAAUGUAACCCAAAUUCCAUUAAAAGCUUUAUCAGAAUCUGAACUUGAUAUUACUGAAUCAAGCGCUUGCGUGCUUACAAAAAGGCUCGCUAAUGGCGAACUUACUGCUGUUGAAGUUUUCAAGGCCUUUGCAAAGAGAGCCACAAUUGCUCAUCAAUUGACUAAUUGUGCAAUGGAGAUAUUCAUUGAUGAGGGUUUAAAGAGAGCACAGGAACUUGAUGAUUACUUUGCGAAGACGGGAAAAACUGUAGGAAUUCUUCAUGGUUUGCCAGUCUCUUUGAAAGAGCACUAUAAUUAUAAAGGAAAAGUAACUCAUGGAGGAUAUGUCUGCUAUCUUGACAAUGUUACAGAAGAAUGGUGCACGACUGUGGAAUUAUUGAAGGAUGCGGGUGCUGUGUUCUUCAUUCGUACCACAGAGCCUCAGAGUUUAAUGCAUUUAUGUUCCCUGAACAACAUUACAGGUUCUUGUAGGAAUCCGCACAAUACAUCAUUAACCCCAGGUGGCUCAUCUAGUGGAGAAGGUGCAAUUGCUGCUAUGAAAGGAAGCGUCUUUGGUUUAGGGAGUGAUAUUGGUGGAUCUAUAAGAUGUCCUGCAGCAUUUUGCGGUGUAUGGGGUUUGCGCCCAACUCAGCAAAGAUUAUCAAUGAAAAACGUCCUUUGUGCAGCUGAAGACAGCGUACAAGAGUCUGUGUCAUGUGUGCUUGGGCCCUUGGCUCGUUCAGGAGAGGACAUCGAUUUGUUUAUGAAAGCUAUUAUAGAUGGUGAACCCUGGAAAAGAGAUGCUUGCGCUCUUCCAAUUCCUUGGAGAGAUGUAUCUCGGCCUGACGCGAAAUCUUUGAAGGUUGCAAUCUGUUAUGAUGAUGGUCUUGUUAAACCAUCUCCUCCCAUAUUAAGAGCUUUGAGAAACGCUGCGGAAAAACUUGCUGCUGCGGGUGUAACAGUGGUGGAUUGGAAGCCAAUUAAUGUAAAAAAGAUUGUCGAGGCAUGCGCUUCAAUGUAUAAUGCAGAUGGAAACUUCGCACAGAAGAGAGCGCUAGCUGAAUCUGGGGAACCUUUAUUACCUUUAACAAAAGUAGCUUUGUCCUUCGGUUGUGGUGAUGAUGGCGUUAGCGUCGCUAAAAAUCAGGAACUUAAUGGAAUUAGAGAUUCUGGACGUCAAGAUUAUUUCAGUGAGCUUAACAAACAAGGCAUUGACUAUAUUCUUUGCCCAACUUAUGCUUCAGUUGCAGCAAAGCCAUCUACAGUCAAGUAUUGGGGAUAUACCAGUCUUUGGAAUAUUUUAGACUAUCCUAAUGUCGUGUUCCCAACAGGACUCAAAGUGGAUCCAAAACUCGACGUUGUGGAUUCAGAAUAUAAACCACGUAAUGACUAUGAGGCUUAUGAGUACUCUUUGUAUACAGAUCCAAAGGACUUCAAAGACGCACCUAUUGGAUUGCAGCUCACUGGAAGACGUUAUUUUGACGAAGAACUCGUCAAGGCUUCUCAAGUCAUUGCCAAAAUCAUCCAAGACGAGUAA
Molecule: messenger RNA, 1671 nt
Organism: Priceomyces carsonii
Lineage: Eukaryota; Fungi; Ascomycota; Pichiomycetes; Serinales; Debaryomycetaceae
Exons: 1
Coding region: 1-1671 (556 amino acids)
Source: RefSeq, a predicted model, not a curated record